AUGAAUUUACCAGGUGAACUGGGAGGCUAUGAUCUAAGCCUGCUGGACUUUUCCUGGUCUUUCCCUUGGGAUGUGCCCACCCCUCGCCCCCAUGACGGCAUCAUAAACUGGCCUACCGGGGGUCAUCUUCUCCAGGCUAAACCUGGUGAAGUCUCAACAUCCUUAGAUGGACCGGCGGAAAAGAUCACAGGGCGUAGGCGAGGAAAGUCUGUCCUAAGAACUGAUGGCACCCUCAAUCCCUAUGCCAAUUGCCCCUUUGAGUAUCGAUUUAAACGAGGCCCGACAGUCAAUGCUCAUCGAAUCUACACAUUUCUCCACGACCAAGAGAGCUGGGAACAAGUCAAAUCUGCCGUUGUGGGUUUGAGAACAAAUCAGCCAAUACCUCAGAUUGUCGCAUCAUUGAGAGACACUAUUGUUGCUCGAGUCCACGGGAUGCUUUACAAAUUACUUGAUCGCAGUGGCUUCUUGCAUCGCUUCCCUCCUUUGGACACAAUUGAAUAUUGUUAUCACGCCUAUCAGCAAACCUUCUCGAAAUUGUAUCCAAUUGUUCACCCAACCAGUUUCCUUAAAUCCUCCGGCAAUACUCAAGAUCCCGAUAGCGAUAUUGGGCUUUUCCUCGCCACCACCAUGGCGCUUGGCUGUCUUGUCAUUCCAGUGGAAAAGGCGCGUGCAUUUUCCGUUGAGCUAGUAUACCUAAUUCGCUUCACCAUCACUGACAACGCCUUUCAAGACGAGAUUUGCCUCAUCGACAAGUGGGUAUUGAGUGCAUGGAUCAUGACGCUCGCGUUUAGUGCUUGGUCAGGCAGUAAAAGACAUAUGGAAAUAGCGGAAGCCUUCAAAGGUAUUCCCAGCACUGUAUGCCGCAAAGCCCCCGGAAUGGCAGAACUCCCUUUGCUGAUUCAUGAGCCCAGUAUUUCCUUCGCCGCGGAUACUACAAAGCCCGGCCUAAUUCCAAUCCUGGAAGCCAAUCUGAAGCUAGCGACUCCUGGUCGAAGUGGAUCAACAAAGAACGAGAGCUUAGGCUUUGUCAGGUUGCAAUGCCCGAUGCCAGUGUCAGAUGAGCUUUUCCUUUUGGAUAAUGAAGAUCAGUGGCGAGAGAUGCUUGCUGAUUGGACUGGAGAUACAAACUCAUCCACUAAGAUCCAUCCCCCGUCUCUUGCAUCAAUUUAUCGCAUGUUCUUGCGCCACAACUUUUUUAAUCUCAAGUUGAGCGUAACCCCACUGCAGUUAAGGCUUCUACUAUGCCCCAUUCAAACCCAGGUCAUCCAGUACUCACAACGCUAUCGAUUUGUACCCAUGGAGGAAGGAUUUGAGUCCUCGACACCUGUCCCGGAAACCGCUGAGUUCGUACGACUUCAUCAACAAGAAGAGUUGGAAAAGACACUUGUGAAAUGGAAUUUGCUAUCAGAACAAGUUUUUGACGGCUUGCCACCUUGCCAAUCCCAAACAACGCCCCUGCUACUUUCUCAACUGGUCUGGGUGGAGCUUUAUAUCUGUUUCGAUGAUGUCCAGUUGAUCGCUGGCAAGGAUGGUUUUGAAGUGGGAAAAACAUAUCUUCCCCAAUUACAAAGAUGGGCUCAGUCGCCAUCCGCUUGGAAAGCUAUCGCGCGUGCGGGAAAUGUUGUACGAAUCCUUCAAUCCAGUCAGGAUCGCCCCGUUUGGUGGCCCAUAGCUGUGUCCCGCAUUGCCCUGGUGAUGUGGUGUUACGCCGUCGGACUAUAUAGCCCUAUCGGCAAUGUGGGAGGUGUCAACUCCACUAGUUCCAGUGCAGGAUCCUUGAUCGUGUUAAAUGAUCCGACUAGAGACAUGACUACCCAUGGGAGGAACAUCCAUCCUGGUGAGAGCAUCAUAUGUAUCCAGGAUUCUGAUGGAUUGCAUAUUCCGCUGCAUGAUGUGCCGAGGAUUUUCGACUUCUACAUACAGAUGCUUGACGAUUCAAAAUCCCUAAAUUCCCCGCUUCUCAACAGUUCCCGCAAUUUUUUACAAGACAUCAAAGAUUGCGGGAUACCGUAUGCGGAGGCCGAGGAUGGAUUAACCUGUUGA
Molecule: messenger RNA, 2043 nt
Organism: Penicillium concentricum
Lineage: Eukaryota; Fungi; Ascomycota; Eurotiomycetes; Eurotiales; Aspergillaceae
Exons: 2
Coding region: 1-2043 (680 amino acids)
Source: RefSeq, a predicted model, not a curated record